AUGAUACCCAUGCCCGAUGGAAGAUAUACAGCCAACAGGUCAAUUAUCAAACCUAGUGCAUUCAUUCACCUGAAGAAUUUACAUCGGUCUCGACUCUCGACUCUCAAGGGAAGAGGCACAAAUCCUAAUCCAAGAGAAAAUGAAGAUAAGUUGGUAUUUUGUGCUAUACGAGGCAUAAAGCAAGGGGAAGAAUUCACCACAUUUUACAUGGAGCCUAUUGGUACGACUCUAGCUCGUCGAAAGCUAUUGUUAUCCAAGUAUGGAUUCAAAUGCAUGUGCAAAAGUUGCUUGAACAACAAAACCCUCACUGUCAAUAGUGGACUCUCGAAGUAUGCUUCUGUGAUUGUUGCCAAAGAAACUGGCUCUAAAGUUCUCAACAAGCCAACUUUAGAAGAGAUUCAAACCGCGGAAAAGGUCGACAAUUGGUACGAGGAUUUCCGGAGGGAAAGACUAAAGACGAUUGAAUGUAUGAAUUUGAUCAUAUACGGUGAUAUAAUUCGGAAACAAAGCUCCCAAGAGCGACGACAGCUCGUCAUCGAGCGUUUACGGCAGGUUCUUGAGGAUCACCUGAAAGAAAACAACCCGUUUGGAUUGAGUGAUGAGCACAUUACGGGAAAGGAUGAACAGCAGAGUUCGCGAUACACAAAGCUGAUGAGAGCCAUGGCAAACAAAAAAGAGGACCAAAUGCUGAAGAAAAUCAAUGCUGACAACACAUCCUGCGAAGACAAAACGAGUGCGAACCGAGUGCCUCAACUUAUCAGAUUAACAAACCUCCCUAUCUUCUUUGCGCGACAGUACGAAGCAUUGAAGGUUUGGUUGGUUGUCCUCAGUCAAAUUGACAAGCGAGAGACGUCGACACAAGAUGAUACCUCAACUACCACACGCCCUACAACCUUCCAAAUAGGCACCGGGACCUCAAUCUGGUCAUCUCUCCUCCCAGAACUUCUCUCCACAAAUCAUGAACUCAUUAUCGUGACAUGUUUCUGGGCUUCAUCCUCAAGCCAACGAGACAUUCAUCAACUUCUUUUGAAACUAUCAGAACGUGCUGUUCUAGAGCAAAGAAUCAUCCAUAUUCGGAUCUGCUUUUCCUCUAUUUCUCUGUUACAAAAGUUAUUUCAUACUGCGUCACCAGAUGGGUAUUUGUAUCCUUCAUCUCGAUAUCCUUCACUUGGACUUCCAUCAGAGUUGGAAAUACCGGGGUUGGACUUACGUGUCAAGUCUAUAUUCUUUCGAGCAUGUCAUGUUCUGCAUGGGAAAUAUAUUAUACAGGAUACUCGACAGGUUUGGUUCCCAAGUUGUAAUGUAAGCUGGGAGGCAUGGGGUGAGGGGUGUGUUGGAUUCGAAGGAGGAGGGUUGGUGGAUGAUUUGAGGGGAUACUGGGGUAGGAUUUGGGAUGGGGAUGAACGGAUGAGUAUUCCCGGAAUCUCGAGGACACCCGAGCUGGCAGAGAGAAGUCCAGAAGUACCUAUUGAAUUUGGAAACUCAGAUGCACCAUUGUUAGCUUCCAUCAACCUAUCACAUCUAUCACACAACACGGAAACAAUUCUUCUUCCACAUACUCACUCAUUCUAUAAUCCAUUUUCCGUCUUCUUCAACCCGAAUGCAAAGACACCAUCAACACCACUCAAUACAUUCCUCCUAUCACACAUCUCGACUGCCAAAUCAUCAAUUUCAAUCUAUACCCCGAAUCUUACCUAUACUCCAGUCAUCAACGCAUUAUGUGAAGCCAUAGCUAGAGGAGUUGAUGUACGAAUUGUUGUAUCAAGGAAAUUGAUGGUGCUCGAGCAAAUAGUAACAGCCUGCACAAUCACCGAAUGGGAAGUAUGGAAAAUGAAACGUCGAUACAGCAAGCUUGUAUCUCGUUCAUCACGAAGGUCCGACGAUCCUGAAGCAGGAUAUGCAAGGAUAGGAAAUCUAGAGAUUGUUUACUUCAAUCCCGCUCUCGUCAAUGUGAAUGAUUGCAACAAUUCAACGACGAGGAGCGGUGAUCCAGCGGCAAGAGGCAUGGACGACAUUGGAAAGGAGAGUCGGCCAGUCAAGCUCCAUCUUAAGAUGACGAUAAUCGACAACGAUAUUACAGUUCUUGGAAGUGGUAAUAUGGAUCGGGCGAGCUGGGUGACGAGCCAGGAGUUGGGAAUCGCGAUCUUCUCCGAACAGAUGUCUAGAAGAUUGGUCGAAGUAGUGAGGGAUGUUUAUGGAUGA
Messenger RNA from Sclerotinia borealis F-4128, 2202 nucleotides. The record is from the annotation of a GenBank genome assembly. Lineage: Eukaryota; Fungi; Ascomycota; Leotiomycetes; Helotiales; Sclerotiniaceae.